Messenger RNA from Phytophthora infestans T30-4, 843 nucleotides. RefSeq lists its product as uncharacterized. Lineage: Eukaryota; Oomycota; Peronosporomycetes; Peronosporales; Peronosporaceae. The record is from RefSeq and is a predicted model, not a curated record. Bases 1 to 843 code for a protein of 280 amino acids. The transcript has 2 exons. Gene Ontology annotation, molecular function: protein binding.
AUGAACGAGCUGCGUAGUUUGCCCCACGUGCUGGAGCAAAUGGAGGUGUUGCAAUUGUGGAAGAAGCAGCAACUUAUUGCAGAACAUGGCGUCAAUAUCAUAGCCAGGAACCGCGCCACCUCAACGUUUCAAGUGCUGCAGAAGCCAUCGCAGACACCUCUACUCCCUUCAGCCACCGACCACAAGCUGCACCAAGCAAAGAAACGCAAGCAAGAGCUGGAAGCUGCAAGGGAUCAGAACGUGCAACGUAUCGUGGUUCGCUGGCAGACUCGUCACGAGCAGCGGGCCGAGAGAGCUCGUCGUGUUCAUAUCCAGAGUCAGUGGCUGCUGGUUGUUGCGCUUUCUGAGAGCUCCAAGAAGUGGCUCACCAGGUUUUACGAGCUCCAUCAGAAGCGCUGCGAACUGUUGCGGAUUCUAAUGAUCAAGCGAUUGCAGCGAUAUUGGCGUCGACGAACUCUUGAGCAGCGUAAUUCGUUGCAACUGCUUCGUUCUGGACGUGGCAUUCCUCUGUCGUCGGCAUUCUUCCGCAUGCCUGUGGUGAUUCGUGCAGUGACCAAACUCCAACGGAAUAUUCGAGUCUGGCUGGAGCGGAAACAUCACAGUGAGCGAAAGGAGAACGUUGCGCUCAUUGUGACGGCGUGGUUCGAGUUUCAAGACGUCAAAUUCCGACGCAUUAUCCUGCGCUUUCGGAAACGCGUGCGAGACUUUCAAGUCAUGUGGCGGUCUUGGCGAGCGAUCACUGCGGCGCGGAUCAAGCUAAUGCUUCUGGUAUGGGCAAAAGUAGAGCGCAAGGCCAAGCGCAGACAUGGCAUCGUAACCGAUCCUCAGCUGAGAGCCCAAUAA